Melitaea cinxia (Glanville fritillary) is the source of this 1211-nucleotide messenger RNA. It is a transcript of the gene Chd64, whose product is annotated as myophilin. Gene Ontology annotation, molecular function: protein binding. Bases 156 to 722 code for a protein of 188 amino acids. The transcript is spliced from 4 exons. The record is from RefSeq and is a predicted model, not a curated record. Lineage: Eukaryota; Metazoa; Arthropoda; Insecta; Lepidoptera; Nymphalidae.
UCAGCACACACUCACACAUCGAACGGGUCAGACCGCGCGCCUGUUUACAUUAGGACUAUACUCAAUACUCAUUCUGUACGCGGUGACUUCACGGCGGCAACCCGUGACUGUGAUUUUAUUUAGUAAUUUAUUGUACAAAAUAGUUAAGUUAUAAAAUGGCCAACAACAGGGCCGCAAAGUCUGGAUUUGCAGCAGAGGCACAGAGAAAGAUAAACAGCAAAUACAGUGAAGAAUUGGCGGAAGAGUGCUUAGAAUGGAUCAGACAGAUCAUAGGAGAGCCUGACAACACGUCCGGCGACAUGGACAACUUCUACGAAGUGCUUAAAGACGGAACAAUCCUUUGCAAACUCGCGAACAACUUAAAACCUGGCAUCGUGAAAAAAGUCAACGAAUCAAAAAUGGCGUUUAAAUGCAUGGAGAACAUUAACGCCUUCCUCGAAGCGGCGAAGCAGUUUGGUGUGCCCGCACAGGAAACUUUCCAAACUGUCGACUUAUGGGAGAGACAGAAUCUGAACUCAGUGGUUAUAUGCCUACAGUCUUUGGGUAGAAAGGCGGGACAUUACGGCAAGCCCUCAAUAGGACCGAAAGAAGCUGAAAAGAACGUGAGGAACUUCACCGAAGAACAGCUGAGAGCUGGACAGGGAGUCAUCUCCCUACAGUAUGGCUCCAACAAGGGCGCUAAUCAAAGCGGUAUUAACUUCGGCAACACAAGACAUAUGUAAAUGUCUAAUAGUGCUGUCAUAUGCUGUCUUUCUUCGAAAUAAGUAUAACUUAAUGUUAGAAGAGACAAAAAUAUUUCGUCAACUUUAAUAAUAUUUAAUUGACCCUUAUGUAGACUCAAAGUAAAAGACGAUUUGGCCAAAUUUUGGUAAUUUUUUUUUAAGUCGUUCCGGUAGAUUUUAAAUUGUGCUAAGAAACUUAAGCCAUAUUCUUAAACAGAGAAAACUAAUUAAUUUUUAAAUAUUAUAUUGAUUCAAAAGUUACGUACAAUGAAUCUACGUAUGAAAUAAUUGUUAUUAAAACGUUAAUAAUAAUUUAUGUUCAAAUUAAUUAGGAUUUAAUGUGAUUUCAUUCCGUUUCAUUCCAUUUUUUGGAUUUUUUUUUAAAUUUCUAUAAUAAUAUUGACAAAUGUAAGUUCGUUUUGUUCUUACUUAGUCUAGUUAUAAUUUAAUAUACUUAUUCUUUUAUGUAAUAAAUUCACAUAUUUCCUA